Messenger RNA from Symbiodinium sp. CCMP2592, 1410 nucleotides. NCBI's taxonomy places the organism in Eukaryota, Dinophyceae, Suessiales, Symbiodiniaceae. The record is from the annotation of a GenBank genome assembly.
AUGGCCGUGACAGCUGAAGGCCUGCGUGCCGAGAUCGAAGCUACAGAGCAGCAGGUGCGAGAAGCUGAGACGAGGGGCCAGGCUCUCAUGUCCGAGAGCCGGGAGGCUGAGGAAAGGCAGCAGCUCCGGCUGGAGCUUGCUGAACAGCAGAAGAUUUUGGCCGCACAGGAAGCUGUCAACAUCGCCGAGAUUGAAUGGAGAAAGGGGAUCGACGCAGACUUGUUGGGUAGGAGGCCUGAAGAGGCUCCAGUAAGACAAUUGGCACCGGCUUGCGGAUCAGAGAACAUCAACUUCAGGAAGCUCGUCACCGAAUGCGAGUUCAAUUGGCGGAUAGACGGAUUUUUGUGGGUGCGGAGUGCCCUUCGGCAAUCUCGCCAAGACCGGUUGGAGUCAGAUCAAUUGCUUGUGGGUCAAGAGACUUUCUUUUUUGUGUAUGAUCCAAGUGGACGAACGGGGUCCCUCGCCUUGGUUUGCACUGGCGGGCGCGUGGCUUUUCGAUACAAGGUCUACGUAAAGGCACGCUCUGGCGCCUUUGUUCAGUGGGGCAAGCGUGGCGACGUCAUCCAUGAUGACCCAAGCUAUCGGACCUAUGGGCCGGAUGUUCAUGCUGUUCAUGUGGAGGGUUCUGAUGCUGCCGUGGGUAUCUUUGGCCUCACCCACGAAGAAUUGCUGGAAUCAGAGUGGGUUGAGGACGAUGCUCUGACUGCCAAGUUUGCUCUGGAAGUCCGCCCGCACGGGCCUCCAGACACUGUGCGCCAAUCCCUCUGCCAGGUUUUGGAAGUGCAGGAAAAUACACUUUCCUGCGACAUGCAAGCGUUAUGGGAAAGCGGCCGUUGCUGCGAUGUGGAGUUCCACGUGCAGGAGGAGGUCAUCCACGCCCAUUCACAAAUUCUGUGCGCAAGAGCAACGUAUUUUGGAACUCUGUUCAGGAGCGGCUUGCAAGAAUCGAUCUCAAGGGUCAUUUUCAUUCAAGAUUGCAGCGCAGUAGCUUUCAGAACAUUCUUGCACUUCUUGUACAGCGAUGACAUGGCGAAGGUGCAAGCAACGUUAUUUGAGGUCUCGUUACAUGCAGCGGACAGUCCGGAAGGCAGCUCGCGAGUUGCGAUGACGCAGCAGUUGCUUGCUGUCAGCCAUAAGUAUGGAGUCACCAAGCUCCAGCUAUUUUGUGAACUGCAGCUUUGCAAAGAACUCACCGUGUCCGGCGUGUGCAGCAUACUCGCUCAAGCUAGGUUGUGCGAAGCCAAGCGACUCGAAACUGCUUGCUUAUUCUACAUCAAAGAUCAUGUUGCUGAGGUUGUCAUGUUGCAGGAUUUCAAGGAUUUGCUGAGGGAAUGCGACGCUGUUGGGGUGAAGCUGUCGCUGUUCUUGGGCGGAGUGCCUUACGAACGGGCGGACGCAGUCAUAGAGUAG